Messenger RNA from Torulaspora delbrueckii, 1434 nucleotides. It is a transcript of the gene TED1, whose product is annotated as Ted1p. The transcript has a single exon. NCBI's taxonomy places the organism in Eukaryota, Fungi, Ascomycota, Saccharomycetes, Saccharomycetales, Saccharomycetaceae. Gene Ontology annotation, cellular component: endoplasmic reticulum. The coding region runs from base 1 to 1434 and encodes 477 amino acids. Gene Ontology annotation, biological process: GPI anchor biosynthetic process. The record is from RefSeq and is a predicted model, not a curated record.
AUGAUAUCUAAGCCGUUUGUGAAAAGAUUCGCUACUCUGGCGACUGUGCUAGCGGUAGUGGCUAAUGUCUACAUCUACACUUAUCCUUCGAUCCACCCUACAGAAUGUUCUUGGCAUUGCUACGACGACAAUACCGGUAUUGGAGUCAUUGAUCAAUUGUCCCUGUGGGAGAAGGCUGUCUUUUACGCUAAGAGAUAUUUUGACGACGUAAGAGACCAAACGUUUGGUAAGGUUGGUCCAGAAUUUGAAGACAACGAACCGGAAGAUAUCCACUUGAUGGCAUUUGGAGAUCCUCAGAUCAAGGGAGUUUGGAAAAAGACCCCAUACAUCACCAGACUAGAUAUCUUUGGGAAUGACUUCUUCUUGGGACACAUUGCUUCAAUGAUGAGGAAGCGCUUACAUCCAUCACACGUCGUCGUUAUGGGAGAUUUAUUUUCAUCACAAUGGAUCGGUGACUCAGAGUUCUAUAACAGAACUACGAGAUAUACAAGCCGUAUCUUCGGUAGAGAUACUACCUGGUUGGAAAAGAUUAAGGAAAAGAGCCAUAACAGUGAGGGCUAUAAAGCCGACUGGCAUGCAUGGGGCGACUCUUUCAAUGAGAUCCGUUCGAAGGAGAAGCCAUGGGACUACGGUUUUCAUCAUAGUGACGUUUACUCUUGGGAUCCAGAGAAGGAAGAUACAUUAUUUAUCAACAUUACGGGGAAUCAUGACAUCGGUUAUUCUGGUGACAUCACAUAUCAGCACAUGGCCAGAUUUAGCGAACUGUUCGGCAAAGCAAACUACUGGAUAGAGUAUGAUACUGAUACAGAUCACCCAUGGAGAAUUGUUGUCCUAAACAGUUUGACAUUAGAGGGCCCAGCGCUCCAGCCCGAGUUCAUCGAAACCACUUGGGAGUUUUUGUACCAACUUUUUGAGAGGAGAUUCAAAGGUAGUACGGUCCUAUUGACUCAUGUACCUUUCUACAAGAGGGAAGGUCUUUGUUCGGAUGGCCCUGAGUUUAAUUACUAUCCCGCAGACUUCGAACGUGAAGCUUACAAGAAAAACAUGCUGAGAUCGCAAAACCAUCUAAGUGAAGAUGUCACCAACAGAGUGCUGAACUUGAUUUUCGACAAUAAUAAGCAGGGAAUAAUCCUAACGGGGCACGACCAUGUUGGAUGUGAGACCUACUAUAACAAGAACGCUAGAGAGGGAACAUGGUCCGCAUCUAAAGAAAAAGAUUCACAAGAUUUGACCGUGCAAGAAAUUACUGUGAAGUCAAUGAUGGGUGAAUUUCAUGGUAACACAGGAUUAGUGUCUGGCCAUUUCAACAAACUUAUGGGUACCUGGGAAUGGACUUUCACACUUUGUCCAUUCGCCGUCCAGCACGUUUGGUGGUUCGCUAAAGUCACCGCACUAUUAACUGGAUUUCUUUGGUCUCUCUAUAUUCUAAUUUAA